GGCAGGGGGGGAGCGUGGCGGCGUGCAGGGGGCGGCAGGAGGGGGGCAGCGCGGGAAAACUGAGCCAUGGCCAGCGAGGGCGAGGUGGCGGCGCCGCUGGUCUCGCAGAUCGUCGAGGAGUUCGCGACGUUCGGCGUGACCCUGAGCGACGAGGUGGCCAGCCAGUGCUUGCUACUCUGCGCACAGUAUGGAGUGGAUGGGGAGCAGCUGGCAGUGCUGUGGCUCUCCUUUGCCACCACAAAUGGCUACGACACAAUCAGCCUGGAGGCCCUCGAACACCUGGACCGUCUGGAGCAGAGUUCAGUCAAGAGGAAGGCAUCUGCUGCUGCUGCCUCUGCUAACAACAGUCUGAAUAUGAGCGUGGACAAUGGCCGCCUCGCCCUCCCUGACGACGAGGACGAUGAAGACCUGCUGGAGGCGUACGGCGGCGGCGGCGGCUCCAAGACUGAAAGGCAAGCACAGACGCCCAAGAGUACAAAGAGCAAGCAGUCCAACGGUCAAGUUCGUUCCAUCUCUGCCCAGUUCCACUCCACCAACCUGUCACCCACUGUGGCCAGCCCGUCAGUUAGGUACUCCUCCCGCACCAACUCUGGGGCUGUUGUUGCUAGCUAUGGCGCCUCAGAGAACAUCACAUGGACUGCCAAACAAAGUUUCCAGCCUGAGGUACAAAUGCUCCAGGCCUUUGAAGAUGAGCCGCCACUGACCAAACCCUACAAGUAUAUGUAUCAGAGUGCACAGACGAUUGGUGAUGUGCUGAAUGAGAGGAUCCUCUCCAUGGCCGAUGAGAUGCAGGACGUGAUGCUGAACAAGGGGAAGGAAGGCGAGGAGGAGGAAUAUGCUAGUAUUGGCGAAAUAAAUAGUGGGACAUUUUCAACAGUGGGAAGGAUCUGUUGUGACUGCAGUGGUCACCUGAAUGCUGCCUCUGUGCUGGUUGAAGGAUGGGCAGUGCCAGGCAGGAGCAACUGUGUGCCAUUAGAUCUAUCUCGUGUGGAGAGUUUCUCAAUCUUCCCGGGACAGAUUGUUGGUAUUAAAGGUAUGAAUUCAGUCGGCUCCAAAAUAAUUGCCCAAGAACUUGUGCAGGGCAAGACUCCACCAGACCCAUCCUCUCCAAUUACUAUCUCCAUCAACACAGGUCCCGUACAGGUAGUGGUGGCAUGUGGGCCCUUCACCACCUCAAGUAACUUGCUCUAUGAACCUCUCACGGACUUCCUGACCACUUUGCGUGACAACCCACCACAUGUCCUUAUUUUGCUGGGUCCGUUUCUUGAUGCCAGUCACCCACUUGUCGUUGGCAAUGAUCUAGGGGAGUCCCACAAUGCUGUGUUCAACCGUUGCCUCCGCAUAAUUGCCUCCACACUUGAAGGUACUGGAACUCGGAUCGUUCUGGUGUCAUCCAGCCGUGAUGUGACUUCCCCAAUGGUGUACCCCACUCCACCAUAUGAUGUGUCUGGGAACUUUACUUGUGUGAGUGAUCCUGCACUCAUCAGUAUUGAGGGUGUGGUCGUAGCUCUCACUUCGACAGACAUUCUUCUUCACCUUGGCAAGGAGGAGAUCUCUUUUCCUUCUCCAGCGCCAGACCGUUUAGGGAGACUGGCCAGGCACAUCCUGAAACAACGCAGCUUCUACCCAUUGUACCCAGCUCAUGAGAGCAUGUGUGUUGGUAUGGAGCAGCUAGAAAAUCAUGCACACCUUCCAUCAAAACCCCACCUCCUAGUUAUUCCAUCAGAUCUUCGUUAUUUUGCUAGGGAUCUGGAAGGCUGUGUUGCGGUGAACCCGGAGCGUCUAGCAAAAGGCAUUACUGGAGGAACAUAUGCUCGGAUAGAGUUGCACCCACCUAACAGCAGCAAAGGAAUGCACGAGUCCAUUAAUGUUAAUAUUCUUAGAGUGUGACCUCCAGUCAUUUAUGGAGUCUUGUCUGUAUGCUUGGACUAGGUGGGGUUAUGGGGAGGAAAGUUAAGUCUAGCCAGUAAAUUUUCCUUAGUCAUACAGUUAAUCAUUUUAGGUCCUAAGUUUGCGGACUGAAAGGAUUGUUAACAUGGUAUGGUCUAAUUAUACAAGUGAAGUUUUAACAUUGGACAGACCAUGAUUUGGUUCAAAUAUUAUAGCAGUAUUAGAGAAUUAAUGAAUACAAUUACUUGUCACACUUUACAAGAUGUUUAUAAUAAAAGAUUUAUUAUGAUA
This is a messenger RNA of Eriocheir sinensis (Chinese mitten crab), 2181 nucleotides long. It is a transcript of the gene DNApol-alpha73, whose product is annotated as DNA polymerase alpha subunit B-like. The coding region runs from base 67 to 1890 and encodes 607 amino acids. Gene Ontology annotation, biological process: DNA replication; DNA replication initiation. NCBI's taxonomy places the organism in Eukaryota, Metazoa, Arthropoda, Malacostraca, Decapoda, Varunidae. Gene Ontology annotation, molecular function: DNA binding. Gene Ontology annotation, cellular component: alpha DNA polymerase:primase complex. The transcript is spliced from 11 exons. The record is from RefSeq and is a predicted model, not a curated record.